AUGGUCAAUGUCAGGAUCAAAGAAAAUGUAUGGAUUUUCGUCAAGAAAUCUUGGAGGAUGUACGAAUCCUCACCACUUUUGGAUCCCCAAGCUGGUCUAACAAUUCGGAAGGCACGAGAAAACGGAGUACCACAUAAACGAUUAAGGAGAUUGAAGUUGGAGAAAUUGAAAUCAGAUGCGGACCAUCCAUUUCGCACAAAUUAUAUUAAAGCAAGAAUAAAAAAUUAUAGCGUCAAAAGUAUCGGUUGUGACGCAAAAAUGAAGGAAUCAUUAUUGAAUGUGCAAGCGCUGACGCGGUCAGAGGUACCGGCUGUGAAAAAUGAUAAGACCAUGAACUAG
Messenger RNA from Loa loa (African eye worm), 339 nucleotides. RefSeq lists its product as hypothetical. The record is from RefSeq and is a predicted model, not a curated record. Bases 1 to 339 code for a protein of 112 amino acids. The transcript is spliced from 3 exons. Lineage: Eukaryota; Metazoa; Nematoda; Chromadorea; Rhabditida; Onchocercidae.